Messenger RNA from Culex quinquefasciatus (southern house mosquito), 3856 nucleotides. Its product is annotated as diacylglycerol lipase-beta. The record is from RefSeq and is a predicted model, not a curated record. The transcript is spliced from 10 exons. The coding region runs from base 851 to 2965 and encodes 704 amino acids. NCBI's taxonomy places the organism in Eukaryota, Metazoa, Arthropoda, Insecta, Diptera, Culicidae. Gene Ontology annotation, biological process: lipid metabolic process.
CUUUAUUUAGGUUUGUGUCUAGGGUGCCGCUGAGGUAGCAAAAAGGCACUGAACGAGCAUCGAGUUUCAAUGCACGGACAUUUUAGCAAAGCAUGGUCGUGAGUAUGCUUUCGAUGUCGGUCGUCUAAAGAUGCUCGUGCAUCGAAAAUGAAAAGUCGGAAAAUCGCAUUUUCGCAACUUUCCGGCGAUGGGUAUGUGUUUGUUUGUGCUUAUACUACCAUAAAAUAUCAAUCCAAACCAUUUUGCGAUUUAACCUGAUUGAUAAAAAUGAGUUUUCGGCAAAAUAUGACCACGAGCAUCGAAAGCCGCUUUCGAUGUCGGUCAUCGAAAAAUCCAUGAAAAUCCACCCUUACAACAAACAUUUGAAGCGAAACUUGUUUGCCCGCCCUCGUGUGUCCUCCACGUGUCUCACCUGGCCGGUCGGUCCGUGGAGCUGGAGGGCGAUCAUCAUCAUCGUCGGUCGUCAUUGGGCUCGUCGAGAAUUGCUGGGGUGCUUCGAUUUUGUGUGCUUUUCAGCGUCAAACGCCACAACCCACCCCGCGAUAGACCGAAAGAAGAUCGCCCCUUGAUGACGCAGCCUUCGACGUCGUCUCCGCUGUAGGACGUCACGAGACCUCGACGACCUUCCCGCAGCCAAAGGAAGAAGGGAGAAGAAGAAGAAACAGAAGACAGUGCGUCGCGACGACCCCGAAGAGUUCAGGGUAAAAUGUUUCAACGAUGUGGCUUGGUUGGUUCGACGGGCAAAAGCACCGGCACCAGUUGUGUAUGUUAAACGACGACGACGACGGUGGGCUCCAGUUCCUCUGAGUGUUGUUUCGCUUGGGCUUGGGUGAAUCUACGAGGACAGGUCAUGCCAGCGCUGCGUUUGUUCGGCCGGAAAUGGUUAGCCGCGUCGGACGACCUUGUGUUUCCGUGCCUGUUCGAGAUCGUGUUCCGUAUCGUAUGGCUCGGGCUGAUAUCAUGCGUAACGUCGACGUACUGGAGCGUGACCGCGGAGUGCGAUGAGCAGGCCGGGCUGGCCGUGCGGAUCUACCUGGCCGGCACCCUAGUGUUAAUUAGUGUUAAUAUGGUUCUACUCGUACUGCUGGUGAACCGCAGCGCCCAAGGUUGCAUUACCGAGGUGCAGAAACGCACCCUGGUGGCGCCCCUGCUGGUGGUUAAAAUUUUGUUAAUUUUGCCAGAAACCGGACUGAACGUCUUCGGCACCAUGUGGGCCUUCUGCGGAACCAUCGAGUGUAAGAGUGAAGACAAAAUCUCUCAAACUGUGAUUGAAGCAAUCGUACUAUUCAACUGGGUAGUGUUUGCGCUUAUUAUCUUCGGAUUAGCGAUAGUGUUUGAUCCGCUCGGGUCGGCCAAGUACAAGAAUGGCCGCGACAGCAACGACAACGGCCCGACCGAGUCGGCUAUCCACCGGAAGGUGUCGAAGCUGUGGUUCCGCCGAUUCCGGUGGGCCUUUUGCUGUCUGAGGAAGGACGAGUUUGGCCACGAGGCGUUCACGCAGGUGGCAAGUUUGCUGAGCGCGCUGUUCCGGGGGACGGAUUUGGUUCCGUCGGACAUAAUGGCCGGGUGUGUGCUGCUGAGGGUGAGACAGAAGAGGGAAACGCGCGAGAUGCGCCGGAUACGGAUGCUGAACGACGACGGGCCGAGGUAUUCGACGGAUAUCACGCGGGUUUUUGCGACCUCGCCGGCGUGGAUGACGAUUAAGAACGCGAGGCACUUUUUGCGGUUCGCACUGGCCGCGUACGGUUGGCCGAUGGUGUGCUACAUGCACUGCUGCACCGGUCCGUACCGGUUGAUACCGAAGAUGACUUGCUGUGCGUGCUUCCGCCGAAAACCCCAAAUCAUCAUCGAUGACAACUGCUGUCUGUGCCACGUGUCCGGCGUUCGGUACACUUCCCGCAUCCGGAGUGAGGACGUACUGCAUGCUUCUUUCAAGAAUCACGUGUUUGAGCUUCCAUUUUGCGUGCUGGCAGAUCACAGUACCAAGAGCAUCGUCAUUUCAAUUCGAGGUAGUCUGUCAAUGCGGGACGUGUUCACCGAUCUGGUGGCGAACGCCGAGCGAUUCGAAGCUCCCGGAAUGCCACCGGAGUCGUCCGCCCAUCGUGGAAUGGUGGCCGGAGUGGAUUGCAUGCUUAAACGGCUUCGCGAAGGAAACAUGCUCGAGCGAAUCUGCAACAUGUACCCGGAGUACACGUUGGUAUUGACGGGACACAGUCUGGGCGCCGGGGUGGCCAUCCUGUUGGCGGCCAAGCUGCGUAGCCGGUUCCCGGAUCUGCGAGUGUACGCGUUCGCCACUCCAGCUGGUCUGUUGAGUCGGGAAGCUGCUCGGUACACCGAGGGGUACGCGUUCACCAUCGGCGUCGGGGACGAUUUCGUGAUGCGACUGGGGGUGGACUCGAUUGAAAAUCUGCGAACCAGUGUAAUCGAGACGAUACGGGCCUGCAAGCUGCCCAAGUGGCGAAUAAUGUUGAACGGUUUCGGGUACGCCUUGUUUGGUGUACCGUCUCGUGAUUUGGAAACCACGUGGCAUGACGUGACGGAAAUCACGAAAAAGGCCGGGCAGAGUCCGCUGCUCAACGAGCGGCCAAUCCAAACGGUGACUGCAGCGGUAAAUGCUUCACUCUCUUUUGAUUUUAUGUUAUUUUUAAAUGAGAGAUUAUUUCAGGAAAACGGAGUUCUUUCCAGUGAAAUCUCCAAACGGAGAUUCGCCAAAACUCGAUUGUUUACCGGAGGAAGAAUCUUGCACAUUGUGAGGCGCAAAAAGACGGAGCUUGAAAAGAAAACCAACACCGGCGGUCCCACCUUCGAGAUGCGCUGGGCCACCGCCGAGGACUUUAUGGAGCUCAAGGUGAUGCCCCGGAUGCUGCUGGACCACCUGCCGGACAACGUGUUCCGCACGCUGACCAGGAUUCUCGAGGAGCAGAAAACUCACAACGGAUCGAUGCUCUCUUUGCAGGAGAUUUAGAAAGGAAGAAGAAGAAGAAGCGAACAAAAGUGAACCCAACCGAAUAGAUGCCAAAAGUUAGGACAAAAACAGGAACAAAGAAUCGAACGUAACCCUCCAAUUGACAAAAAAUAACUAAAACAGUCCAUGAGUGCCUUAAGGAAACCUGUAAAUCUUGCCGUCUACACAUACAGUUAGGACUAGAAAAGUUGUCGCGUUUAGCUAGUUAAGUGUACUGUUAGCCAAAACCAGAGAAAACCCCUAUCAAAUAGGAAAAUAUUAUUCAUACUUGUCUUCAUCAUAUAGCUAGAGAGAAAAAAAGGUAAACAGUGUUAGAGACUAAACAAAACUUGCUCACUUCCUACUUGUGUAUCGUUAGGAGACAAAAGUAAACUAAACAACAACAAAACACAUAACGAAGGGAUUUCAUCCAAAAAUCGGAAUCAUCCAAUUCCAUUUCCUUUACUGUAAGUGCAACAACAGACACAAAAGCAUUCCAAUUUGAAUCUGAAUAGUUGAUAUUUUUUUUAUUUCGUCCCGGUAAGCAGAUUUUAAUUUAGUUUUUAAGAAGGGAAAGUGCGUUGAGCGAAAGAGCGAAAUGACAGGACAGGAUGGUAUUCAUUCCAAGUAUUGCGCUUUUCCGCAGCUUCGUCUCGAAGGUUGAGAAGCGCUUUUUUUAUUUUAGAAAAAUAGGGGGGAAAUUUUAAUUGAUAUUGAAGGAACGAAAGAUAUACAAGAAGAAGAGGAAGUUAUACACGAGAUGUGGCAGCAAAGCGGUUUUUCCAGAACGUUAAUUUUGGUUGUGAUAUGAAUGCUAUUUAUUAUUUAUAAAAAGCAGCAAAGCAAAUGAAUGUGAACGUUUUUUGUAUAUUCAGUGUUGAGUGGCGUUGAAAUAUAUAGUUUUAUACUAAA